ACACCAUAGACUGUAAAAAAAUAGAUUCACACUGAUCAAAUCAUGUUACACGAAGGGCAUGGACGGACAGCUCCUAGAGAAACCAGCCACCAAACAUGAACCAUCAGCAUGGUGAAGUUUAAUACUUCAGAAUCAGCCUUCAAGAAGAUUUGAAGGUUGCCGUGAUGGGGGAGCGGCCAGUUGCUAGUCCCUCAGCAGGGAUCACCCCUGUGCAGCAGAUGCUGGCGUCAGGCACAGGGGCCCUCUUGACAUCCCUCUUUGUAACUCCCCUGGACGUUGUCAAGAUCAGGCUACAAGCCCAACAGACUCCUUUCCACCAAGCCUUGGCAUCUGAAACGGUUUCAUGGACUAAGAUUAUCAGACCCUCAAAAUGGAGGUGCUUCCUGUAUUGUAAUGGACUCAUGGACCACAUUUACGUCUGUCAGAAUGGCACUGGCUGUUCCAGCUGGUACAAAACCCCAACCCACUUCAGUGGAACACUGGAUGCCUUUGUGAAGAUCACACGGCACGAAGGAGUCAGGUCUCUCUGGAGUGGCCUUCCGCCUACACUAGUGAUGGCUGUUCCCGCCACCAUCAUAUACUUCACCUGCUAUGACCAACUGAGGGACUUCUUGCGCUACGGCAUGGGUUACCAAGGCAACCAUGUCCCCCUCAUAGCAGGAGGCUUAGCCAGAUUGGGUGCAGUGACUGUGAUCAGUCCACUGGAGCUGAUCCGCACCAAGAUGCAGUCCCGUCGGCUGACCUACGGGGAGCUGCAUGUCUGUAUCCGCUCGGCGGUGGCCCAGGACGGCUGGCUGUCUCUCUGGAGAGGCUGGGGACCAACUGUCCUCAGGGACGUGCCUUUCUCAGCGCUGUACUGGUUCAACUAUGAGCUGGUGAAAGCCCAUCUCUCUGCCGACUGCAGAGCUCCUCACUCAACCUUUGCUAUCAGCUUUACUUCCGGGGCCAUCUCAGGAGCUGUUGCCGCAGUGAUGACCCUGCCCUUUGACGUGGUGAAGACCCGCAGGCAGAUAGAGCUUGGGGAGAUGGAGACACGGGCAGCCUCCAUGAAGAAUCCCUCGUCGACAUGGCACCUCAUGAAGACUAUCUGUGCAGAGUCAGGGUAUAAGGGAUUAUUCGCUGGCUUCCUUCCUCGGGUCAUCAAAGUAGCCCCAGCCUGUGCUGUUAUGAUCAGCACGUAUGAGUUUGGCAAGGCCUUCUUCCAGAAGCACAAUCUGGCCUGUGAACAGCAGGGAAUCUAAGCGGUGAAAAUCGGAGGUGUGGUGGACCACCCUAAGACCCACGAGCUCUUGACCCCAAUGACCCCCAGGUUCUCUGGGGGGGGGGGGGUACUUGUACUUGACUUGUUGCCAUGGAAACCUUGCUUCACACAUCUCUGGGGGAAUGUUGCCUUGGCCAAAAUAUGUGACACUGCUGAGUGGUUUGCUGUGGUGCUGUUCGGCUAAAGCCUUCUGAGCUACUGAGAUACACGGCAACGUUACAAAACACACAUGAAAGAAAAUGACUGGUUCAACAAUUCCUUAGUCUUUGGUCAGAGGAUCCCUGCCUUAUAGGCAGACUUUGCAAGUCUGCAAGAAGUCUUUGCAGAAGUCUUUUUGAUGCCUUAUGAACUGGAAUUAAGUCAAUGCAUGCUGCAGAGCGCAGCUCCUGAAUAUGGCAUGUGCAUUAUCUGUGCUAACUUCCUAUGAUGACUUACCCAUGCCUGUUGAAUGAGCCUCCAUUUCUCAACAAUGCAUGUGUGGAGCACUGCAAGUUCCACGGCUCUGUUGUCUGUGAAUAGACAGCACCCCCUGCUGGAUGUUUUCAUACAUACCUCGGGAGGGCUUUUGACUCUGGAGUUGAUGUGCAGGUCUUGCACAGUUUUCCCCAGAAUGUAUAUUGAUGGCCUGAGCACCAAAUAGAAGCCACUGAGGACAAAAUGUGAUUAAUGUACCAAGUGUUCUUUCGCACAAAAUAUCAGCAUGGGCUCAUUGUGUUCAAAUUGUGAUACAUUUCCAAGGCAAUGGUUUGCCAUCUUAUUAUAGUUUUGUACUGCAAUGACACUCUAAUGAGUGUUAUGAAAAUGUUCUGUUUAUAAACUAUUUUCCCUUCAAUGUGAAAAGAAGGCCCAAAUUAUCUGCUUCUAUACAUGUGUUUUAUUUUUGUUUUCAGAUUUAGUUCUCUUGUCUGUUUUUCUGAAACAAACAUCUCCUUACAGUUAGAGUUCUGUAUUCACCCCUAAAAAAUACAUUUCAGAAGUUCACCAAACCACAGUUUGGUGGUGCAGAUGUUUUCAGAAAGAUGUUUGAUCAGUGAUUGCUGUCCAAUAUGUGAUAUGACAGACAGUUUUAGGGCUGGUAGACUAGUAGAGUACUAUUUGUCACUUGUUUUCUGAUGCUAGUUGAAUGUGUGGUGUGAUGUAAACAGUUCUGUAUGUUUCAGGACACUCUUAAAAUUGUUAAGCAUACUUAAAUAAAUGAUGUGAUGAUGA
Alosa sapidissima (American shad) is the source of this 2470-nucleotide messenger RNA. It is a transcript of the gene slc25a39, whose product is annotated as solute carrier family 25 member 39. The coding region runs from base 165 to 1241 and encodes 358 amino acids. NCBI's taxonomy places the organism in Eukaryota, Metazoa, Chordata, Actinopteri, Clupeiformes, Clupeidae. The record is from RefSeq and is a predicted model, not a curated record. Gene Ontology annotation, biological process: mitochondrial transmembrane transport. The transcript has 12 exons.